Molecule: messenger RNA, 1380 nt
Organism: Prunus mume (Japanese apricot)
Lineage: Eukaryota; Viridiplantae; Streptophyta; Magnoliopsida; Rosales; Rosaceae
Product: UPF0481 protein At3g47200-like
Source: RefSeq, a predicted model, not a curated record
AUGAACUCACAAUCAAGCUCACCAACAGCUAAUGGAGGAAGAGAUCAUGCUGUCAUCACAAUUGCAGCGACAACCAAUAUCCAGACGACACCAUUGGACCAAAGAAUCCAGGAAACAAGAUGGCGAAACGAAUCUUGUUGCAUCUUCAAGGUACGUCAAUGCCUUGUGGAAAUAAACAAGAAGACUUACCAGCCCCAUAUUGUCUCCUGUGGUCCAUAUCACUAUGGUGAUCAACAUUUGGAGAUGAUACAGCAACACAAAUGGAAAUAUCUUCGCGAUCUACUUGCUCGAACACCUUCAAACGGCCCAACACUUGAUCAUUAUCGGCAGGUGGUAGCAGCAAUGGAAGAAGAAAUAAGAGGGUGCUAUUCGGAAACCAUCAGCUUAAGCAGUGAUGGUCUAGUUGAGAUGAUGGUGUUGGAUGGUCUCUUCACUAUUCAACUCUUUUACAAACUUAAAAGAUUUCCACCAGCACCAAGUCAUGAUCAUGAUCAAUACGACCCCAUCUUUGACUUGAAAUUUCUAUUCGCUAAUAUCAUACGAGAUCUUUUUCGUUUGGAGAACCAAUUUCCUUUUUCCCUUCUUCAAAAAUUAUUUGAUGAAUCAAAAGCUUCAAGAGGAAAUAGUGACUCAUCAUCCCUUUCCAAACUUGCCUUGCAAUUCUUUAACUAUGCAUUUCAAAGACCUGAUCAAGUGUUAGAUCAGGAUUUCAGUGCUGCUGGUGAAGUAAAACAUUUACUCGAUUUACUUCGCUGGAGUUUUAUCCCUAAACCCUAUGAUCAUUCACCUCAAGAGAAGCCUCGUCCGCAGAUCGAAUCGAUCCAAUCAGCCGAAAAGCUUCGUCUAGCUGGAAUUAAGUUCAAGACAAGGGAGGCAAUGACCUUCAUAGACAUUAGAUUUUGCAAUGGACUGCUGGAAAUUCCACACAUAGUACUCGACGAUCUAUGUACUGAUUUAUUGAUGAAUUUUGUAGCAUUUGAACAAUGCUACACUCAUCGCUCAAAGCAUUUCACAACUUAUGCUGCAUUCAUGAGUUGUCUGAUCCGCACGCCUGCAGACGUAUCAUUUCUCUGCGACAAGAAAAUUGUGGAGAAUUAUCUUGGAACUGAUGAGGAGGUUGUUCAUUUCUUCAAAAACCUUGGCAAAGAUGUGCCUUUAGAUAUUGGCGAGGGUUAUCUAUGGAAGUUGUUCAAGGACGUGAAUGAGUACCAUAGAAAUAUGUGGCAUGUGAGAUGGGAAGGUUUUAGAUUCAAGUAUUUUGGUACUCCAUGGUCUUUCUUGUCUGCUUUAGCUGCUGUUAUAAUCCUACUACUCACUGCAAUUCAGGCCUUCUGUGCUGUUUAUGAAUAUGCCCUUCCACCGGAACUGAAGAAGCACUAG